CAACACGUGUUUUUGUCUCGUCCAUUUGAUUCGUACUCGCGCCGCGUGCUAACGUCUUAUCACACUUACUUGAAUUAAAAUAAAAAAAAUGACUGACGUUGAAGGACGAAAGAAAAAGAAGAAGAUCAAGGAGGAGCCAAUGGAUGCUGAUGAUUUGGGCACGUUGCAAAAGCAGCAUCAGUUUCAAAUACAGCCAUCUUCCAAAAUCGCAGAGCUAGAUACCUCACAGUGGCCACUGCUGCUCAAGAACUUUGAUAAGCUAAACAUUCGGUCCAAUCAUUAUACACCACUGGCACAUGGCUCGUCGCCAUUGAAUCGCGACAUCAAGGAGUACAUUAAGACUGGCUUUAUUAAUCUGGACAAGCCAUCGAAUCCUAGCUCCCACGAAGUUGUAGCAUGGAUUAAGAAAAUAUUGAAAGUGGAAAAGACCGGACACUCUGGUACAUUGGAUCCCAAAGUUACAGGUUGCUUGAUUGUUUGCAUUGAUCGUGCUACGCGUCUAGUCAAGUCACAGCAAAGCGCUGGCAAGGAGUAUGUGGCCAUUUUCAAGCUGCACGGUGCCGUCGAAUCUGUGGCCAAGGUGCGUCAAGGUUUGGAAAAAUUGCGUGGUGCACUGUUCCAGCGCCCACCGCUCAUUUCCGCCGUAAAGCGUCAGCUGCGUGUGCGUACAGUCUAUGACAGCAAACUGUUGGACUACGAUGAGCAGCGUAAUAUGGGUGUUUUUUGGGUUAGCUGCGAGGCUGGUUCCUAUAUACGUACCAUGUGCGUCCACUUGGGCUUAGUGCUUGGCGUUGGUGGCCAAAUGUUGGAACUGCGUCGUGUACGCUCUGGCAUUCAAUCCGAACGGGAUGGCAUGGUUACUAUGCAUGACGUACUCGAUGCCAUGUGGCUGUAUGAAAAUCACAAGGACGAGUCUAUGCUGCGUCGUGUUAUCAAGCCCUUGGAGGGUCUGCUCAUAAAUCACAAACGCAUUAUUAUGAAGGACAGUUCGGUAAACGCUGUUUGCUAUGGUGCCAAGAUUAUGUUGCCUGGUGUGCUGCGCUAUGAAGAUGGCAUUGAGCUUGAACAGGAGAUUGUCAUUUGCACAACAAAAGGUGAAGCUAUUUGCUUGGCCAUUGCCAUGAUGACCACUGCCACCAUGUCGUCUUGCGAUCAUGGUGUUGUUGCCAAGAUUAAGCGUGUUAUUAUGGAACGUGACACGUACCCACGUAAAUGGGGCUUGGGUCCUAAAGCUUCGGCCAAGAAGGCACUCAUUGCUUCUGGCAAGCUGGAUAAAUUUGGCAGACCCAAUGAAAAUACGCCCAAGGAAUGGCUUACCGGUUUUGUAGAUUACAAUGCCAAAAAACCAGCGGCAGCUGUUGCGCCACAGACACCCUCAAAUGGAGCUGAUCCCUCCAAGCGUAAACUAAGCACUUCAAGCGAGGAGGAAGCUGCUGUAGCGGCGCCCGCUCCAGACACAACAGAAAAGAAAAAGAAGAAGAAGAAACAUAAGGGUGAUGAAGAAGCACCCGAGGCUGUUGAAGAAGCGCCCGUAGAAAAGGAAAAGAAGAAAAAGAAGAAGAAGGACAAAGAUAGAGAUAGAGAGGAGGAAUAGAUUAACCCACCUUACCAUUAUUUUAAUAAUGUUAGAACUUUUAGGCUUAGUAACUCUUACUAACGCAUUUCGGCGCAUUUUCCUAGUUUUUUAAGUUUACAAAAGUUGUGUAGGCAGCGGUUAAAGUAACAACAGUACAAAUGCAAAUUUUAAUGCAUUUACUAAGUAACAGUUCGCACGCAAUAAAUUUGUAUAAUUUUUAAUCAAACAAUUAGUUUUGAAUACUCUAGACAUUUUUUAGCUUAGCUAGCGCCACGACUUCUGCUUAAAGCUGACACUGUGCUUAACUGAAUGAUCUGCGUUCGGAAGACUAAAAGCAUUUACUUUGAUGUUCCCAAAAAAUA
Molecule: messenger RNA, 1938 nt
Organism: Drosophila busckii
Lineage: Eukaryota; Metazoa; Arthropoda; Insecta; Diptera; Drosophilidae
Gene: Nop60B
Product: H/ACA ribonucleoprotein complex subunit 4
Exons: 8
Coding region: 89-1594 (501 amino acids)
Biological process (GO): mRNA pseudouridine synthesis; box H/ACA sno(s)RNA 3'-end processing; rRNA pseudouridine synthesis
Cellular component (GO): box H/ACA snoRNP complex
Molecular function (GO): RNA binding; pseudouridine synthase activity
Source: RefSeq, a predicted model, not a curated record